AUGGCAGAUGGUUUUGGCUAUGGCGGUUUCUCUGGAGCACCGUCCCCGUUUUGGCUUUCUACUCCGUAUCCGGCUCCGGCUCCGGCUCCGGCUCCGUACCCUCCAGCUUCCGUGCCGCCGUUUCUGGCUAGCCAUCUGGUUGAAUCCUAUGAUCCAACAAGGUUUGAUCCGAUGAUGUUUCAUGGCUCUUAUCACCGAUCGCCGGCCGGUUGGUUGAAUAAUCCAUCGUACCGUGAAAAUUCUCGCUCACAGACUCCUUCUUCAUCGUUUUGGGCUGACAAUAGCCGGCCCGGAAAUUGUGGUCCUAGAAGUGAAGACCCUUAUAAAGACAUGUUCCCUCCGAGUGGAUUACACUCCUCAAGGGAAUCAUCAGCUGAUUUUGUGCCACUUCCCACUGAGAAUUUCUCAGAGAGGCAACGUUUAAACUCGGUUCCUACCUAUAACUCAGCUACCUCAGCUCCAGGGUCUGCUUUAGCAGAUAUGCUAAACAGAAAUAGACAGCAAGCAUUCUAUCAUUCGAUCUCGCCUUCUCAUGUUUAUUCUCCAAGCAAUGCUCUCGAUGAGAACCGUCCAGGGCAUUACCAUCCUGGCUAUGAAAGACCUGAGAGUAUGAAUACUGUCCCUGGUCCUCGUGUGGAGCCUUACACAUCUGUUACAGAUAGCAUUCCAUCUUUCCCUGUGCCAGGCUUGGAAACACAAUCUAUCUUUGAUGGAAAUCAGAGUGGGGUUCAUUUAAUAGAUGGAGGAUUGUUUAACAAUGAUGUUUGUCAUCAUCAUGCGCCUGUAGAAGCUCAAUCCAACGUGCCUGGCUCUUCUGUUGAGCCAGUUAACUUCGAUGCGUUGCUUGGAUUGGGUGAAUCCACUGCUCAUGUCAAGCCUAUGUCUGAGAAUCCAAAUCUUUGUAAUCAGAUAGUUGGCUCGCCAAGUUCGAGGAGUCACCAAUCUUCCCACCCGCCGCAAUUUAACAUCAAAUAUAGGAGCCACUUCUUGGAAUCUUCUGAGGGACCUUCAGCUCCCACUAUGUUUUCUAUGGGAAAUGAGUCAUGUGGUGAGGUGAAAGCGGGUAGUGGGGAUGCUCAGUCAGCUGUCAACUUUAAGACCUUUUUGGAAGGUAGUGCUAAUCAACCUACUGAAGAUGUUCAAGCAAAUCAAAAGCCACGUGAGCUACAGGAACAAAUGUUUGGUAUAAUGAACAGAGAGAAGAAGACCACGUUGUUGACAGAUAUGGGUCUCAAAGGGAGUUGUAGAUCGAAUGCGGAUGAUGUCUCUACUGGCCAAUCACCUGAAAAGAAUUUAUGUGAUCAAGGAGAUUUCCCAUCGCCGACUUCUUCUCCAAAGAUAUCUUCCGUGGUUGAUGCCAUGUAUAAUCUGUCAGAAGUGCUUGUUUAUGAAUGCUUCAACAAGGGAAGCGGGCUGAAGCUGGAACAACUUGAGAACCUUGAUAAAGUAGUAGACAAUCUCACCAAGUGCUUGAAGAGAAUCACCGGUAACACGGCAGUAGCAGCAGCAGGAGUAGCUUCACUUCCAACCCAAGCUAUGCCUGUUUCCAGUCCAAACGUGGUCGAUCUUAAUGAGGCCUCAAGUGUAUUCGCUAAAGACUUACAAGGUCUUAAUGUCAAGCCACUGGACAGCUUUGGCUUCAAAGAAGCGGCGGAUAAGAAUGAGAUGACCCAGGGUAUUAAGAACAUACUUGCUUCCAACUUUCCUGAUGGUGAAGAUAAUCACCCACAAACUCUCUUGUACAAGAAUCUCUGGCUCGAAACUGAAGCUGCCUUAUGCUCCACAACUUGCAUGGCUCGGUAUCAUCGGAUCAAGAACGAGAUUGGUAAUCUCGAAUUGCAGGAUAGAGAGAUCUCUGCAGAUGCAUCAACCUUUAUGCAGGAACCUUUCCUUAACCCCCAGAAAUCGGUUCCCAUCAUGAACAAUGUGGAGCAGGAGACAACUGAAUCUCUCAUCAAACAUGGAAGCAUUUGCGGGAACAAUGCAGUAACAAUGAGUCAUGAUGCACCACAGAGCUCUAGAUUCAACGCAGACCCCGUGGAUGCAGUGUUAUCACUCAUGUCCAGAAGCUUUACGUGUGCUUUAGAGCCAAGCAUUCAUGGAAACUUCACGCCUGAUGCAACCGCUGGAAAGAUACUGGAUGCUGCUAUAAAUAAGGAAUCCACCACAGAGGACAAACAUGAUGAUGUUAUAGACCGGUUCCAGAUUCUGAAGCAUCUGGAGACAAAGCGCAAGCUCAAGUCACAGAACUGCCCAGAUUCAGACGUUGGUGUUACAAACUUGUUCCAGAUUCUGAAGCAGCAGGCAACAGAUCGCAUACUCGAGACUCAAAACUGCCCAGAGACAAAAGUUGGUGUCCAGGAAGACGAUCAAGAAGGUUCGAAGAUGGCUAAUAUUGGCAGAAGCAGUCAUGCGGGUGAUGUUAUGGAUAGAUUCCAGAUACUGAAACGCCGGGAAGCUGAACAAGUGCAGAAGUCUCUCAACAGCUUGAACAUAGAUUCGGAUUCAGAUGGAGACAAUGACCAGCCGAGAAGCAAAACACUGAUGCAUGGUGGUGUUCUCGGGUCAGCCUCGUUGAUGACAAGGCUCUGCGGAUUCAAUUCUCAGAUGGAGACAUGCGUCGAUACCAAACCAUCUGCACCCGGCAAAGGCAACGAGAGCCCGACCUCGGACUGGGAACAUGUCCUUAAGGAUGAUUGA
This is a messenger RNA of Microthlaspi erraticum, 2700 nucleotides long. The record is from the annotation of a GenBank genome assembly. NCBI's taxonomy places the organism in Eukaryota, Viridiplantae, Streptophyta, Magnoliopsida, Brassicales, Brassicaceae.